Molecule: messenger RNA, 1065 nt
Organism: Peromyscus leucopus (white-footed mouse)
Lineage: Eukaryota; Metazoa; Chordata; Mammalia; Rodentia; Cricetidae
Product: olfactory receptor 4F3/4F16/4F29-like
Exons: 2
Coding region: 103-1065 (320 amino acids)
Biological process (GO): G protein-coupled receptor signaling pathway
Cellular component (GO): membrane
Molecular function (GO): olfactory receptor activity; G protein-coupled receptor activity
Source: RefSeq, a predicted model, not a curated record
CACUCAAGUUUACAUCGGUGCUCUCUUCUUUUCUGCCCAUCUGAUAGACUUUGAGGUACAACAUUAAAGACUCUGAAGUUAAAGACUGCUGAACAAACUACUAUGAUACUGUUAGUAACUGAGACCAUGCGGGGAGAAAAUCAUUCAGUGGUGUCUGAAAUUGUGCUGAUGGGAUUUGCCAGUUCUUUGGAGAUAUGCAUUGUCCUCUUCCUGGUUUUCUCUAUGUUCUAUGUGGCAGGCGUUUUAGGAAAUUUCUUAGUUGUACUCACCGUGAUUGCUGAUCCCCACUUACACUCUCCCAUGUACUUCCUGCUCGCCAACCUCUCCUUUAUUGACAUGUGUGUUUCCUCCAUUACAGUUCCCAAGAUGAUUUCUGAUCUUUUAAAGGAGAGAAAAGUAAUUUCCCUUCAAGGCUGCAUCGCUCAGAUGUUCUUCAUUCAUGUUAGUGGAGGAACAGAGAUGAUGCUCCUCAUAGUCAUGGCCUAUGACCGGUACAUUGCUAUCUGUAAGCCCCUCCACUAUCUGACCAUCAUGAACCCAAGGACGUGUAUUUUACUCUUAGUAGUGACUUGGACCAUUGGAAUCAUGCACUCACUGAUCCAAAUUGUAUUUGUUGCAAACCUUCAGUUCUGUGGCCACAGUGAAGUGGACAGCUUUUACUGUGAUCUUCCUCGGUUUAUUAAGCUCGCCUGCACAGUCAAGUACAGGCUGGAUCUCAUGGUCACUGCCAACAGUGGCUUCAUCUCUCUAGGGACUUUCAUCACUCUGAUGAUCUCCUAUGCCCUUAUGCUGGUCACUGUUUGGCAGCAUUCUUCUGGAGGCUCGUCCAAGGCUCUCUCCACAUUGUCAGCUCACAUCACAGUGGUGGUAUUGUUUUUUGGCCCAUGUAUCUUUGUGUAUUCAUGGCCUUUUCUCAUGGUGCCUGUAGAUAAAUUCCUUGCCAUUUUUGAUGUGAUAAUCACCCCAUUUCUGAACCCUGUAAUCUAUACUUUUAGGAACAAAGAGAUGAAGGCAGCAAUGAGGAGGAUAUUCAGCCAAAUGCCGAGUUCCCAGAAUCUGUUUUAA